AUGUCGGUGAUCGUCUUCAUCCUAUUCGUCUUCCUCACUGCAGCCUCAAAGGCAACGGCGACUGCAAACACACAGCUACCCUCCUGCAAAGCCAAGUGCGGUGAUAUUGACAUCCCCUACCCGUUCGGCAUCGGCGACGGCUGCUACGCGGAGGAGUACGGGGACUUCAGCAUCAACUGCACGGACGAUUCCACAGCCUACUUGAGCACCGGCAAUAUUGAUAUUCUGGACAUCGCCUUGGCCGGCGAGCUGCGAAUCGCUGGGUUGACCGACUACGACUGCUAUGAUCGGAGAGGAGAAAAUAAAUUCUCCAACUCGUCGAUUGGUCUCGGCGAUCUACCGUUUACGUUCUCGCACACCCAGAACAAGUUCGUUGUCAUCGGGUGUGACACGUUUGCUUUCAUCCAGGACGUAGAUGGCGUGGGCUACACCGGUGGCUGCACAUCCUACUGCACGACCCUCGACAGCUUCAAGGGCAUGCCGAAUGGCAGCAGCUGCUCGGGCUUGGGCUGCUGCGAGGUUCCAAUUCCCAGAGGCAUCAAGCACUUCUCCACGACAAUGGGCACCUUCCACAAAUACAACUAUUCCUUUGAUUUCAACCGAUGUGGGUUCAUAUUCCUGGCUCAGCAGGGUCAAUACACUUUCAGUGUCUCUGAUCUGAGGUCUAAUAGAUUACGGAAUGAAACUCUGCCUAUCGUUCUCGACUGGUCCAUCGGCAAUCAAACCUGCGAGGAAGCCAAGAAGAAUCCGAACAUUUCCUACGCGUGCCGCAGCGACAACAGCGAGUGCAUCGUGUCCAACAACGGCGUGGGGUACCUCUGCAACUGCUUGAAGGGUUACCAGGGCAAUCCCUACCUCGCAAGGGGCUGCCAAGGUAUGAUCAGUAUGCCGGAAUUUCUUGUGUUAUGA
Spirodela intermedia is the source of this 909-nucleotide messenger RNA. NCBI's taxonomy places the organism in Eukaryota, Viridiplantae, Streptophyta, Magnoliopsida, Alismatales, Araceae. The record is from the annotation of a GenBank genome assembly.